CCAAUCUGUCAAACAAUGGCGAUUUACACGUAAUGAAACGUCAUACAAACGUAAUUUUCCGUCUUAAAUGUUUCCAAAUUACAAGAAUUGUCCAUUGAAAAAUGUUUAAAAAAUUGAAAGAUAAAAUUGCGGAGGAAGUAAAAUCAUCUCCUUCCCGAAUUCAGCAGUUUGCACAAGCUGCACAGGCUGCCGUUAGUUCAGCUUCAAGUUCAGUGUCGGAUACCGUGUCUAGCAGUGGCGAAAAUUUUUUCAGUAUAGCAGAAGAAGACACACCGCAAAAUACUCCACAACAUCGAAACGUAAAAUCAAACGAUUCAGUGCAUUUAACCACUUCACUCAGUAGCCUAAAUUCUAUACCACUAAACAAUGGCACUUCAUCGCAAACAUAUACGCGAACGCGAAAAUUGUCCAACUCAUCGUUGGCCAGUGAUGUGUCAUUUCGCUUACCGUCAUACGAACCAGCCGUUCAACACAUGCAAUCCGAUAUGGAAUCGGCAAGUGAAUUUGAGUUUGAUGGUGGCAAUAGUAUGGCCAGUGCUCAAUUGGAUCUGUUCAGCAAGGAGCAAUUGCAUCAGGCGUACAAGAGCGCGUUGGAACGGUAUCAGAAAUAUCGGAAUCGGUACACAGAGGUAGCGAAACGGUACAGAGAUUUGGAACGAGACAAUACGAAAGCUAGGUCGGUGCUGGUCGAGACCCAGGAUAAAGCCUUACGGCGGAUAAGUGAACUGAGGGAACAAUGUUCGUUGGAGCAGCAAGCAAAAGCUCACUUAGAAUCCGCCCUGCGAUUAGAAAUGGAGGAAAUGCAAUGCGUUAUCAAAACGUUGACAUCCAAAUUGUCGCUGUUGGGUGAAAAUGCCGAUGAAGUUCUCAAGAAUGGCGAGGAGAAUUUGAUUCAUUUGGAUAAUGUGGACCAAUCUUCGGCCAAUUUGAUCAGCUUGACCACUGAUAACGACAACAAUGUGUCGGACAAUAACAACGAAAGAAUCAAGCAGCUGGAGGAGAUGCUAGAGAAGUACAAGGAACAAGUGAAUGAGGAAAAGAGUAAAUUGAUUGUGAAAAAUGAGGAAGUCCGUCUGAACACCGUUCGACUGCAGGAGUCACAGAAAAAGAUCAAGGAUUUGACCGCGCGCGAAGAGGAAAACACAAUUUUGCUGGCCGAGAAUAAGAUGAUGAUCCAUUCCGAAUUAGAAAACAAAGAGAAGGAAGUGAAGAGCUUGGAACAACGACUGUUGGUGCUUGAGAAACAGUUGGCCGACGAGCGCGAUUCGAUGAAGCAAGAGAAAAAUAAAUUGGAAGCUCAAUAUCAGGCGCUAGUUCAAGAGAAAAAAGAUGUGGAAAAUCGUCUCACCAACUCAGACAAGUCAAAUAAAUCGUUGGAACAAUCGCUGAACGAAUUAAAGGCACGACUUAUUGUGGUUGAAAGUGAGAAGGAUAAGACGCUCAGCAAGAACAAAGAAGAAUUAGACAAAUUCCGUCUGGCAUACGAAACGAUAAAGCAGCAAAACGAAGAGCUAGAACAGAUUUCCAAUAACAAAACGAAGGAGAACCAAGAGAAGAUUGAAGGCGAAUUAAAACAUAUUAAAGUGGCACAUGCAGAAAUGAGCAAGCAAUCAAACGAGCUCGACGAAGCUAACAAGAAAUUGCAAAACGAAAUUCAGCAGAAGGAUGCAGAUAUUGAGGCAAUACGUAAGGAAAUCGUUAGUCUCAAGCAGCAGCUGGAUGGUACGACAAACGAUAAAAGAGAGAUUGAAAAUAAGCUGGAGCAAUUGGAGACCGAAACCAAAGAGUUGCGGCAACAGUUCGACCAAGAAAAAGUUCAAUUGGAAAAUGCUUUACGGGAACUAGAGCACAGUGGCCAGAGCGAGAAGAAUGUACUUGAAGAAGAAAUUGCCAGUCUUAGACAGAAAUUGCAGCAGGUUACGGAAGCAAAAUCAUCUACUGAAUCGGAAGCUAUUCAAAGCAUCCAAAGUUCUAUGCGAGCAAGCAUCGAACAAAUGGAGGAGAGGAUAAAACACGUAAAUGCUGAACUGAAAGAAAAACUGGAAGAAAAUUCGAAUCUUCAGAGUCAGCUUAGCGAAACAAGAAAAGAAAAAGACGAUUCGCAGACUGAUCUGGAAAAUUUGCGCGCCAAAAUCGAUACGCUGAAAGGGGAAAAACGCGAUUUGGAAAAGACACUGGAGAAGGAAAUUCGCGACAAAUCGGAAUUGCAGACACAGGUGACAAACAUUUUACAGGAAAUCGGUCGAUUGGAAGAUCAGCUGAAAGAAGUUCGUCACUCUUAUGUCGAAAUUGAAAAGGAAAAGCUGGCAUUGGAAUUGAAAACCGAACAGAUGGCCAAGGCUCACGCUGAUGGUAAAAAUAAGCUAGACAAGGACAAUACACAAAAACUGCAGUCAAGGUUAAAGGAUAUGGAACAGACACUGAAAGAGAUUCAAGCCGAGAAUUUACAAUUGACUGAAAGUAAUUCGUUGUUGGAGCAGAACAACGUACGACUCCAGACAACCAUUGCCGAAUCGGAAACUAAUCUAGCAAUUUUGAGCGAUAGACUGGCAGAACAAGAGACUCUGUUAACGGCACAGCGCAUAGAAUGUGAGUCGCUUUCUGAUUCAAUGGAAAAAUUAAACGAGAAGCUGAGCCAGUGCUUGGAUGAGAAUUCACGAUUGUUCAACGCAAAGGAACUUAUGGAACACGAGUACCGUUCGCUUCAAGAUCAGUGUGAAGCUAAAGACAAGGAGAAACUAUGCGUUCUGGAUACGAAUCAAUGUUUGGAGAGUGAGCUCACAAAGCUACGUAGUGAAGCCGAAACUGUUCAAGCAUUGGAGCGUGAGAAAAAUAAUUUGUCAACUGUUUGUGAUGGUAUGCGAAGCGAUCUGGAAAAUGUGCAAAAAGAGAACGACGAACUCAAAAGUAUUCGCGACACCCUUCAAGCGAAAUGUGAAUCGCUAUCGAAAAAUGUGAGUGAGAUGGAAAAACUGAAAACGAACGCGGAAAGUGAGUUGAAAGAAGUGCAAGAUUCAUCGACGCGCUCCCAAAAAUCUCUGGCUGACAAAUACGAUGCACUGCAAAAAGAAAUCGUCGAAUUGAACAAUCGAAACCAAAUGAACUUGGAUGAACUGAAACAAACUAGCGAUGAACGAAACCAAUUGAAAGAGAAGUUGAAAGGCUACACGGAAUCGCUGAAGAAGCUUGAGAGCUUAGAACAAACUGCCAUUGAGAAUGAAUACCUGAACAAGUCCGUCAAACAUUUACAGUCCGACUUGGACAAAUCGAAUGAGGAAAAGUCUAAGUUCGUUGCGGAUGCCCAAGACCUAAACAGUCGAAUCAAUCAAGCCCAAGCGAAAAUCCAAACCCUGGAAGCCGAAUACAAAAAGAAAAUGGAAACGUGCGUGGUACGUGAAGCUGAAAUUGAACAAUUAAAAUCGGUUUGCCAACGUGCUCAGUCACUAAAUAACGAUCUGCAAAACGAAAUGCAGCAAAAGAAUCAACAAAUCAGUGCACUUAACAUGAAAUUGGAGGAAAUGUCGGCUGGCAUCGAAUUAACAGAGAGUCAAACACAGUCGCUGAAUAAUAAAAUAACAAAUUCGGAACAGUUGAACGAAACGUACCAGAACGAGUUGCGUAAGCAGAAAGCCGAUAACGUUGAACUACAGCAAACGAAUCAGAGCAUUUCGAAGCAAUUGGCUGAUGCCAGAUCAGAACUGGAGACAAUAUCCGGACAAGUUGCGUUGCGAGAACAGAACAUAACUGAUUUGGGUAAAGAAUUAGAUUCGAGUCGCGCCAUCAUAAGCGACCUGAACAAAGACAUCGAAGGCCAACUAACUGAACUGGAGGAAAUGAAAUCACUUCAGGAGGAAAAUAUAAAUUUAAGGCAAAGGGUUGUCGAAUUGGAACAGUCGUCGGUCGAGUUAACUAAAGGUGCUAAGAAUGAUGAAUCCGAAUCGUUGAAACGACUAAACGAGUCGCUGAAACUGGAAAUGGCUCAGUUAAAACAGUCCACCGAUGGCCAAAUAUCGAAUUUACAAAAUGAAAUUGACGAAUUGCUGGAAAAUGCUAAAGCUUACAAAGAGAAAUCGAUUGCAUUGGAACAGCUGAAGGAGUCAAACAGUGUGCUGCUGAAAAAACAAGUGGACCUGCAGUCAAUGGUUGAAAGUAGAAGCGAUUCGGAGGCCAUGUCAAAGAUACAACAAGAACGCGAUGACCUGGACGAGAAAUUGAAGAAGAUAAUGCAUGAAGUCCAGGAUGUGUCCAAUCGUAACCUGUUUCUGGAACAGAAAUGUGAAAAUUACCUCAUCUUAGAGCAGUCAAACGAACGUCUCAAAUCGCAGAACGAUAAACUGUCAAGGCAAUUGGAUGAAACUUUGGUCUCAUUGCACCAUCAUGAAGGCAUUGCAGCUAACACAGAAUUCGAAUAUUUGAAAAACAUAAUGUUCCAGUAUUUAACCAACAAUAUUAACUCGAAUGGAAGCACAUUGGUUAAAGUCAUUGCGGCUGUACUCAAAUUUUCACCUCAACAAACACAAGUAGUGCUAGAACGCGAAGCCCAAAGAAAGACAUUGGUGGGGCAAAUAAACAAUCUUCUCUAGCAGGAACGUUGGCUUUUAAAUUUAAGUUUGACCAAACACGUUGACCGGUGAUUGAAGGAUCGAGUAACGUUAGAUUUAAUCACAGACAAACAACAAAACACACAUAGUUAACGGCUUCCUUUUGUUAUUGCAUUCAUUUUAUGAAAAUGGAUCGUAUUAAUCACUCACUUUAUCUUAACAUUAUUAUUGUGGUGACGAACUUAUUUAGACUCCAUCCAUAUUUUUUGUUCAUUUGUUUUUUUUUUGUAAAAUUUGUAAAUAAUUUAUGAUCGGGAGGUUCAUUUUUUUAUUAUUAUUUCUUUGUAUUUCUCCUCACUUGUUAGUGUAAUUAAAUUGUAGAACGGUUUCUUUUGUAUAUCAAAUAAACAUGAAAAUGAAUAAGAAAAUUGAUUUAAAUAGACAAGGAAUCGUGUGAUGUAGAUUUUUAUACGAAAAAAAAAAACAUAAAAUCAAAAGUUUGUAGAUGAAAAAAAAAAAUCAGAUUUUUAGAUCAAUUUCAAGUUUGUUAUAACAAUUUCUGUUGCGCAUUACUCAUCAAAAUUGUGUUGUUGAACCCGUACAACAACUGGCAAAACUAGUAAAAUUGAAUCCAUUGUUAAAUAAUUGAUUGUGUAAAUUCAGUUCAGUUUUCGUUGUAAAUUAAGUAAAGCAUUGCAUUGUAAAUGAUAGUGAAAAAAAUAUUUAAAUUAAAAUAAAACAUUUAACACUAAAA
Bradysia coprophila is the source of this 5295-nucleotide messenger RNA. RefSeq lists its product as uncharacterized. The record is from RefSeq and is a predicted model, not a curated record. NCBI's taxonomy places the organism in Eukaryota, Metazoa, Arthropoda, Insecta, Diptera, Sciaridae. Gene Ontology annotation, cellular component: Golgi apparatus. Gene Ontology annotation, molecular function: small GTPase binding. Gene Ontology annotation, biological process: Golgi vesicle transport.